AUGGUUGCAAGUCUUUUGGGCACUGCAGCCGUCUAUGAAUAUUGUGCUCUAAUACUUCAAUGCAUCCAAUCUCCUGCUUUGAUGAAGCAAGUGACUACCAAAGUUAUGGAAUAUUUUAAAAAUUUGGCUUUUACUCACUAUCAACACAAUCAUGCUCAUCAACGGCACCCACAGUACCAGCAGCAACACUUCCAGCGUGCCGAUCCCUCCUCCACAUAUGGCAUUUCUCGCUUUGAUCUUGCGAGUAUUGCUGAGCAGGUCCCAAUCUGUAAUUAUAACACUGAUCAAGCAUAUUGCAAAAAUCCAUAUUUUUCUAACUCGUCUCAUUACUACUCAUCACCAGCUUCAUCUCAGCAGCAUCCACAACAGAAAUCUAUGAAUCACACUUCCCAGGGACACUCGUGCAGUAUUCCAUCUUCCUAUUGGCCCCACAUAACUCAGGACAUAACGACAGCCAACAAUAGUAUGCUUCCUAUUUCCUUGGAAGGAUAUCAAACUAGCCAGUCCUCCAUUCUUGGUCCUUCAUCUCUUGAUCCGCAACCCGUAGUCUCACUUUCUUCUUUUCCAAAUGUAUUCUCGACAUCCACUGUGGAGUCCGGUAAUUCGCCAAAUUACACAUCUCUGCUGCAAUCAAGCGUUCCACCACAGGUAAGUCUUGAUAAUCUAAAUUCUCUCUCUUCACAUACAAGUCUCUGGCAGCAACAACAGCAGUUUACAUCAUUUGCCCAUCCUGGAGGUCAUCAACUAAGCAACUUUGUACAGCAACAUCAGGCACAACCAUAUGUAUCUGGAAUGCAUUCGGCUCCACCUUCAGCCAAUUUUAUGGGACACUGGUCAAAUGACUGCUCUACUCAGCCAGCUGAUUCUCCCUUUGUCUCCUUCAUGGCUUCUAAUCCCGGCACUACUGGGGUUUGCAUGCAAACAGAUAUCAGGCAAGGGAUAAAUCAGCAUUCGCCUUCGCAGCCGGUUAUAGACACAAGAGUAUCCUCUAUUCCUCUUCUUUCUCCAUCAUCGCAGCCCCAACCACCUCAGUCUCAAACGUCUAUGCCUUCAAUGUCGGCUCAAGCACAUAAUCUUCUGAUCCCUAAUCGCCAGCAGACUGUUGGAUCUCAUUUCAUUUCCAGUCAACAACCAUUCUAUAUAAUUCAUCAGCAACAGCAGUAUUCAGACAUGCCUAUAAGCGUGAAUAUGCCACACACAUAUAAUAAUCAGGCUUAUCUCCAUCACCACCCCGGCCGAGAAAUUGUCGAGCGCCUCGUAAAUCGGACCCAUUGUCUGUAA
Molecule: messenger RNA, 1281 nt
Organism: Protopolystoma xenopodis
Lineage: Eukaryota; Metazoa; Platyhelminthes; Monogenea; Polystomatidea; Polystomatidae
Source: the annotation of a GenBank genome assembly